Ostertagia ostertagi is the source of this 954-nucleotide messenger RNA. NCBI's taxonomy places the organism in Eukaryota, Metazoa, Nematoda, Chromadorea, Rhabditida, Trichostrongylidae. The record is from the annotation of a GenBank genome assembly.
AUGCCACCAAGGUCGCUAAGGUCGAGCCUGCCAUCGCACAAGAUUGAUGAUUCGGGGAAAGACCUACAGAGGGAUAUGUGCAUGCGUCGAGGGUCUCGAAAUUCACCCGAUCUGAUCCCAUUCACCGAUUAUUUCCUGAUGGGAACUCAUGGACAUCGUGCUACCCUGCCGGAUAUAACUGCGAUAACUGAAAACACCUCCGACAGUGGCGGUCCUCCAGCUCAGGAACGUCGCCGCCUGGCGACCCAGGAUUUUCUAUCACCGGACGCCAACUACAACGUCCACAAGCCUGCGGAUCCUUCCAGUCCAGUGGAACAGAAAAAAGAGCAAAAGGAGGGGGUCCGUCGAGCAGCUUCGUUCACUUUUUCACCUAAAGGAGCUGCUGAUAAGACGAAUCGACGAGUACAUGCGCAUCCGGAAGACGAGAACAAGAGGAGAUUCUUUGGUCCGAUUUCGAAGACGAUCAGUUUGAUUCGGAAUAAACUGGACGUGGCUUUGUCGACAUCCUCCCUCUAUCCAACCCGUGAAGAAGUCCGACAGUGGAGGAUGAGCUUUGAGUCGUUGCUAAAUCACAAAUACGGCUGCACGUUGUUCCGCGAGUUUUUGAAAAAGGAGUUCUCCGAUGAGAAUGUUGACUUUUGGCUUGAAUGUGAAGAGUUCAAAAAGAUGAAGGAAGGUAAAAAAGCCACAAUUCAACGGGCACACGAGAUUUUCAAGGAAUACGUCGCUGCUGCUGCUCCUAAAGAGGUGAAUCUUGACUCGGACACACGAGCCGCCACCAAAGCAGCGAUGGAAAGUGGUUGCAAGACGGACACGUUCAGCUUGGCGCAAAGUCGGAUCGAACAGCUGAUGGCCAAAGACUCGUAUCGGCGAUUCCUCAAGGACAGCCUCUACCUCGAUCUUGUCGAUGGUGUCGAAAAUGGUGAAAAUACUCCCAAAAUCAGCCAAAAAUAG